ACAGAGUGAACCAGCCCCGCUGCUGCGUUCUAUAGUCGCCUCAUCUCCCGCUUCUAGCUCCUUCUCCUCUGUGCAGACUGCUCUGUGAAAACGCAGCAGGUUAUGCCACCCCAAAGGCUUCCUGGAUCCCCAGCAGUGAAAGAGAAGGGCUGAUCCCGUCCUCCUCCAGGUUCCUGCCGUGCAGCCCUUCUUUCCCUCUUUCUCUCUCCUGCUUAUUCCCCUCUCCCAAAGAUAUAAACCCUACCUGACCCCAACACCUAAACACUUUGACCUUUGUCACCCACUUCUUGGACCACUCUUGUUGGUCCAGUCACGUCCACCGCAUCAUCUUCCUCACAGCAAUUCCAUAGCCAGUCUCCCCUCAUUCCAGCCACACUAGUCCACUUCCGUGCGGGACCCUGCACGUUUUAGAGGUCUGCUCUACCCUCUGGCUGCUUGCCGGGCCCCAUGGCUACAGGAGGUCAUGCCCCUGACAUAGAUGUGUUAAUAAACCUACAGCAGGUAAGGGUGGAAGAGGAAGAUGAGGAUGGAAGCGUGGAGGACCAGGAGGAAGAAGAGGAGGAAGAGAACUGGGAGAAAGCUCUGUCCGUGGAGCGCUUUGCAGACAUCAUCAGUGACUCUGCUUCUACCAGUGGAGACAGGAUGGGGCGACACUACACUGAGAAAGACUUUGAGUAUCACAGACACACAUUUCACCAUAUGCACCACCCCUUGUCCACUCACCUGCCUGUGCCCCAGCGUUUACGGAAGAGGGUACACAGCAUGGAGAAGAGGCGCAAAAAGAAGCGCAGGAAAAAAAAGACCUCACUGCCGCCUUCUGACGUUACGCCUACCAUACACGAGGUAGAUGAGGAAGAGGCAGAGUCGGAGACCGAAGGGCAAGGGGUGGCUGUCACUCCCACAGAGCUCCCUGAGGUCCAGCCACAGUUUAGUUUGGGGAGCCAAGAGGACUUGGGGGAACCCCUUCACCACACUAUCGUCCACACGGAAAACGAAGAACAACCUUUGUCGAGGAAAACAACCGCGCUGACUCUGACAAAGGGGGCGGCUCAUAAUGGGGGAAUAACUGUUACUGGACAGAACGAUGACAUGGAUGGAGGAGAAGCAGCAUGCAACAGUGUUCCCUCAGGAUCAGAUCCCUCAAGUUCAAUCACACCUCAUGGCUGGUUCCGCAAGAAGCCUGUCCACCACCGUCUGCCGGGCACCCAGCGAAGCAACUACGACCUGCGGGAGCGGAUCUGCAUCGGCAGCAUGACUGCCCUGGAGACUGCCGUCUAUCAGCAGGUGCCCACUGAUGAGGCUGAAGCCCAAAUGUUGGUCAGCGCUGAUCUGGAUGACAUGAAAAGUCACAGAUUUGAGGAUAACCCCGGGGUGCGUCGGCACCUGGUGAAGAAGUCGUCCCGAUGUCACAUGAGCCGAACCAGCAACAGUUCUACGCCGCUGUCCAGCCUGAAGAAGAAGAAGAGGGCUGCGGAAAAGAAAACUCACGAGUUGUUUGUGGAGCUGAAUGAGCUGAUUGUGGAGAAGGACCAUGAAAUGCGAUGGAAGGAGCGUGCUCGCUGGAUCAAGUUCGAGGAGGAUGUGGACGAUGAGACGGACCGCUGGGGAAAACCUCAUGUGGCCUCACUGUCCUUCCGCAGCUUGCUGGAGCUUCGCCGCACCAUCACACAUGGUGCCAUCCUAUUGGACCUCGAACAGACCUCUCUGCCCGGCAUCGCCCACCUGGUCGUGGAGACGAUGAUCAUUUCCGAUCAGAUCAGAGCCGAGGAUAGGCCCAACGUUCUUCGGGCCCUGCUUCUCAAACACAGCCAUCUAAGCGAUCACAAAAAUCGUUUUCAUCGCCACCACUCAUCCGGCAGUCUUCAUGGCAGCUUCAACCACAACCACGUCCACGACACCAACCAGCCAUUGGUGUCCGAAGAGCACGAUGAGCACCACGAACACAAAGGACCCGUGUAUGAUCCCAAACAAGACGUUUUUGUUAGCCUGUUUAAAUCUCUCCACCCUCUGCCGGAGACUCAUCCAGCCACAGCCAGAUCUAUGAAACUUCUCGCCAAGAUUCCCAAAGACGCUGAGGCGGUCAUUGUUUUAGUUGGUUGUGUUGAAUUUCUGGAGCAGCCGGCUAUGGCCUUUGUCAGGCUGAGCGAGGCAGCCCUUCUGGAGUCGGUGCUUGAGGUUCCCGUCCCUGUUCGAUUUAUUUUUGUCCUUCUCGGUCCCAGUCAGUCCAACAUGGACUAUCAUGAAAUUGGACGUUCUUUCUCCACUCUCAUGUCAGACAAGAACUUCCAUGAGGUUGCCUACUUUGCUGAUGACAGACAAGACCUCCUGAAUGGCAUCAAUGAAUUCCUGGACUACAGCAUCGUGAUUCCACCGUCAGACGUGGAGGGAAAAGACCUCCUGAAGACAGUGGCUGACUUCCAGAAACAGAUGCUGCGGAAGAGAAAGGAAAGAGAGCUAAAGAAGCACAGCUCCUUAAUUGGAGUAGAGUCAGAAAUCAAAGAGGUGAGUCCUGAGGAGGAGGAGGAGGGAGAACAGGAAGUGGAUCCAUUAAAGCGCUCAGGAAUGCCGUUUGGAGGUUUGAUCCACGACAUCCGCAGACGUUACCCGCAAUAUGUGAGCGACUUAAAAGACGCCCUGGACAUGCAGUGCAUUGCUGCUGUCAUCUUCAUCUAUUUUGCCGCACUGUCACCCACUAUUACCUUUGGAGGCCUCCUGGGAGAGAAAACAGAGGGCAUGAUGGGAGUGACUGAACUCAUUGUUUCCACUGCAACUAUCGGAGUUAUAUUCUCACUGCUUGCUGGACAACCCCUUCUCAUCACUGGCUUCUCUGGACCCUUACUGGUGUUUGAAGAGGCCUUCUAUAAGUUUUGUCAGGUCUACAACUUUGAGUACCUGACUGGUCGAGUGUGGAUCGGCUUCUGGCUCAUCUUCAUCGUCCUGGUGAUUGUGGCAGCAGAGGGUAGCUUCCUUGUCCGCUACAUCUCACCUUUUACACAGGAGAUUUUUGCUUUCCUCAUCUCCCUCAUCUUCAUCUAUGAAACUUUCUCUAAGCUCAUCAAGGUUUUUAAGGAACAUCCACUGAUGGCAGUGUAUCCCACUGACGCCAGUGGGUCUCAAAAUUUGGAUGGUCCCAUAUUCAACCAGCCUAACACUGCUCUUCUAUCUCUGGUGCUCAUGAUGGGUACUUUCUUUGUUGCAUUCUUUCUCAGGAAGUUUCGAAACAGCCGGUUUUUAGGUGGCAAGGCCAGAAGGAUUAUCGGUGACUUUGGCAUCCCGAUCUCAAUCUUAGUUUCAGUACUGGUGGAUUACGCCAUUACUGACACUUACACACAGAAACUCAAUGUGCCAUCAGGUUUUUCUGUCACGUCUCCUGAUAAGAGAGGUUGGUUUAUCAGCCCCUUUGGUGACAAGAAGCCCUUCCCCACUUGGAUGAUGGGAGCGUCUGUUGUUCCUGCCCUGCUUGUGUUCAUUCUUAUUUUUAUGGAAACUCAAAUUACUUCGUUGAUAGUCAGUAAGAAGGAGCGUCGGCUGGUUAAAGGCUCCGGCUUCCAUCUGGAUCUCCUGCUCAUUGUCAUCCUGGGUGCCCUCUGCCCCCUUUUUGGCUUGCCAUGGCUCACGGCAGCCACUGUGCGCUCUGUCACUCAUGUUAACGCGCUCACAGUGAUGAGCAAGGCCACAGCUCCUGGAGAAAAGCCCAUGAUCCAGGAGGUGAAAGAGCAGAGGCUCACCGGACUUCUUGUGGCUGUGCUUGUUGGUAUGUCCAUAGUGAUGACAGAUAUUCUCCGCCUCAUCCCUCUGGCUGUGCUCUUCGGGAUCUUCCUGUACAUGGGGGUCACCUCUCUGACGGGCAUCCAGCUGUACGAACGCAUAACGCUUAUGGUCACGCCUGCCAAGCACCACCCGGACCACAUCUACGUCACCAAGGUGAAGACAUGGCGCAUGAACAUGUUUACCAUCACCCAGCUGGCAUGCAUCGUGGCUCUGUGGGUAGUGAAGUCUACUUCGGCCUCCCUGGCGUUCCCCUUCGUCCUCAUCAUGACGGUGCCGCUGCGACGCCUCAUCCUCUCUAGGAUCUUCGAGGAGCGUGAGCUCCAGGCGCUGGAUUGUGAUGAAGAUUCGCCCAACUUUGAUGAAGACGGACGAGAUGAGUACAAUGAGAUCCACAUGCUUGUAUAAAUUUAAGCUGGAACCAGCUAAAAGGAUCACCUACACCCUGCAGGUCUGACUAAUCGGAGGAAGCAAAUCUUGGAAACCUCAUUGUCUCUGGAUAGCAAGAGGAGCUUCUGCAAUGGUGUUUGUAAAAUAUACAGAAUCUAUAGCUGGAUAAGCACUUUUUACCUUUAUUUAAUCCAGUUUUUCUUUUUUUAAAGCACAUCUAAUGUUAGAUCUUUGUGGUGGUGUCGAUGUCUUAACCCUGACAGAAAUAGCUCUGAAUGCAUACCUGAAGUGGACUAUACAAAUCUAGCAACAUACGUAACUAACAUGAACUCUUUUGACCUGAUGUCUCCCUUUAAUUAGUAUGCAGGUUCUGGGCAUAAGUGCAAUGAUAAUGGGGACCUUUAGGACUGCAGCAGGCUUGAUUAAUUCAGGCUUAUUUUGGCACUGAUCUGUGAGAAAGGAAAAAUUUUCUUUAAUGAGGAGAGGAUUUCAAUCAAACUUAAUAAUUUUUUCAGAUGAACUUUCUCUAAAUGUAAAGCCUUCAAUGGGUUUUACUGCCUCUGUUGUUAAACUGCCUUUUUCCUUUGUAUUACUGCCUUUGUCUAUAGGUUGCAAUGGUGUGCAAACAAGGAGUUAAGUCAGUCCUUUUCCUUUCUGUACAGACUUGUAGGAAAAAAGGUCAUGUUUCUCUCUGCCAACCCAGCUCCCUGGCACAAGUCCUCAUCUCUAAAUGUAGUCUCCCAUGAAGCCAAAAUCCCCUAGAGACUGUGCCUCUUCAUGGGCUGCCUCUGUACUUUUUUAAGGUGAUUAAUGCCCUCCACUGAUCCCAUUAUUAUGACCUUGGAUGUAUAAGUAAAUAGCUAACAUGGUCUAAACCUAUUUUUCUACUUUGUUGUAUCUAUUUAUUUUGUGACCUUUUGGACUUAAUGCUAUACCAUGUUCUUAGUGGUAUUUAGAUUUCAGAUAGCUUAAGCUACUCUUAGAGUUAGGGUAAAAUGUAAAGAACAUUGUGUAGAGUGACACGUUCUUUAUUUAAAGUAUCUGUCAGUUUUUUGCUAAAUUUGGUAUAUUUUUUAAGAGAUGUCAUGAAUAACGCACUUGGCUAACACAGACACGAUAGUACUGAAAAUGUUGGAGAGCAUUUAAACAUUUGCAGGAUGCAUGAAGGUUGCAUUGCACAGAAAGACUGUGAGCUUGGGAUUGUAAUUUACCAUCUAUUUUUGGAGUUAUCCUAUAUUGCAGCUAACACCUGCUGCUUCAUUAGGUACACCUGUUCAUCUCUUUGUUAUCGCAAAUCUAAUCAGUCAGUCGUACUGCAGCAACUGCAGCAAUGUAUGUAUGCAUAUAGACAUAGUCAAGAUGACUUCUUGAAAUUUGGCCAAGCAUCAGAUUUGGGAAGAAAGGUGUUUUUAAGUGACUUUAAAUGUGACAUGGUAGUCGGUGAUAGGCAGUCUGGUCCGAGUAUUUCAGAAACUGUUGAUUUGCUAGGAUUUUCCCACAAAACCAUCUCGAGGGUUUAUACAGAAUGGUCUGAAAAAGACCAUUCAGUUCUCUUUCUGGGUGAAAAUGCAUAGUUGAUGCCAGAGGUCAGAGGAGAUUCUGCUUUGAGCUGAUAGGAAGGCAGCAGUAGCUAAAUUAACUGCUCAUUGCAGCCAAGGUAUGCAGAAGAACAUCUUUGAAUGAACAACAUAUUGAACCUUGAAUCGGAUGAGCUACAACAGCAGAAGACCACACUGUACAUCAUUUUUGAUGGCUCUUUCCUGCAGGAUGCAUGCCAGGUCAAAAACCUCAAAUGCCCUCCACCAGAUCUCAAAGGGGGUCCAACCUGGUACUACCUAAGGUGUACCUAAUGAAGUGUAGUUUUUGACACAUGCACAUUUUCAGAAGCCUUACUUAUUUCUGCCACACAGAAACACAUAACAGCUGCUGUACAUAAAACAACAAAAAAGCUAAAACUAAUUUAUUAAUUAGUGUUAGAAAUUGGUGUGAUUUUACUAUAUUUGGAUCAAUGGUCCAUUUAUGGUCAGCAAUUAAAAGCUUAGGAAUUGAAAGAAGAAGCUUCACAUUUAGAUGUUUUGAGGAUAUUCACUGUCUGGUUCACCAAACAUUAGGAUUAUAAAGUUUAUUUGUAUUGAUUUAAAACAGACAGGAGUUGUUGAAUGCAACAAAAAAAAGUGAGCACAUUGGGUUCUGGUCUUUUUCCAUGUUUGCAUUCGGUGGUUCCCUUGCUUUUAUCACUGACACACUCGGGAAGCGUCAGCUGAGUCCUGGGGAUUCUAACUGGGUGGAUAUCUGCAGAAAGUCACACAAACCCAAUUGUCUGCUGUUUUUUCUUACAAUAUCUUGAUGGCACACUCUUUGAUCACAUUCAAUGAAAGUGGAAAAGAACAGCAGAGAUGAUUGAACCCAAACCCAAAUUCCUCACUCUGGGGGAUACUUGGCAAAAAAGUUAAUUCAACAUGAAAGUCUGUUUCUUUGCACUGUUACUACCAAAAAGUAUGUACUGCUAACAUUUAGUCUAUGAACCAUUUAAAAGAAAACAGUGCAUAGUAAGUUAGGAGAGAGAGGGACUGCUUGGCAGCUGAAGAGGUUUCUAUAAAUUGCUGGCAAACAAGGCCAAAACCCCACUAUAAACAUACUUUAAAUGGUCAGCAAUGUACUGUUAUUCAUGCACAUGAAGAAAAAUGUAUAUCUUAUUUCACAUAACCAUGCCCUACAUUAUGAGCCAUGCAAGGAUUCAGUCUCAGGGGAAACUGACCUUUGAUCUGUAAAUAUUGCUCCCCAGCCUUUAGUUUGUUACUUUGUGUAAAUAAAGCGGUCAAGGCAAUCCGGCGCUUGCUAUGUAAAAAUCUAUGGCUUACAGUCCCGGCUUUUAUGUUGUACAAUGUAGGAAAAAGAGGUCAAGUGCAUAGAAUUAUGUGUUUACUCCAGUGAAGUGACAUAGAAGUUUAACGGUAAAUUAAUCCCUCUUUCCCCCCUAGAUUGUUCUCUGUAGGCCUGCACUUGAAGCUCCACUUUGAUGUGAAGCGUACACCUGCUGCAGUCUGUAUUUAAUUCUGCAGUUCCCUGAGUUAAUGAGUAACACAAUGUGCUUUGAAUUAGCACUCUGUAGCAGUUUCAUUUAAAAUGGGCUGCGUUAUUAAUGGACCUUUUCAACCAUGUGUUUAUGUUUCAGGAGUUUACAGAGACUGGAAUGGCAAACUGAGGGCAGAGACAGUGAGGUAUUUUCUUCAUUAUACGCACCCCUAUCCGUAUUCGUGACAUUAUUGAAUGUUUGCCUCUGACUGAGUGUGUUUUUAGGGGCAGGAACUUGAUUUAUGGAAGUUCACUAAUGACACAACUAUGAGUGGUCACCAUGUUAGAAAGCGCACUGCCAAAUAAUUUUGCAAAAAAAAAGAAAAAACUAUUUUUGUUGUUGAUGUUUUGGGUUUUUUUUAACUCUUCAUUUUUUGUGACAUUUAUGUAUUUUUUGUAACCUAGAUUUAUUUAUAAAAUGUAAGAUAAACUCUAGAUUGCCCUGAGUAAGCAAGCAUCCCUCAUAUUUUCUGCCUUACAGACAAUUUUUUCAGUUUGUAUUCAUCUCAUUUACAAGGACGACAGUUCAUUUGAAAUAACCUGGACUACUUUCCACUGUAGUUGUCACCCUGAAAGCUGUACUUGCUAGUUGUAGUCUGUGAGUCCAAAAGACAUUUAGCAAGCAGCAUGUGGAUGGUAUUGUGGCAAAAACAAUGUGUAAUGACCAUUUUUAAACACCACGGCCAACCAAAGAAUUGUUGCUUCCUAUAUCCAUUUCUUUAUGACCCCAAUGUUCCAAUCUUCCGCUGGCUUCUUCCAGCAGGCUAACACACCAUGUCACAAAGCUCAAGUGAUCUUAAACUAGAGUUCAGCUAUCACUCCAAUUGAGCAUCUUUGGGAUGCAAUGCAAUGGGAGAUGGUAGAUGUGCAGCCAACAAAUCUGCAGUAACUGUGCAAAGCUAUGCUAUCAUGUCAGUCUGAACCAAAAUCUCAGAGGAAUGUUUCCAUCACCUUAUUGAAUCUGUGCAAUGAAGGAUUAGGCCAGCUCUGAAGGCAAAAUUGGGUCCAACCUGUUAAUAGCAAGGUGUACCUAAUGAAGUGACCAGUAAGUGUAUAGUUUUAUUUAAAAAAUGAAAAUGAAAAGCAUUUAUAAAUCUGUUUAGGCAGACUAACAUUGUUUAAUAGUUUGUUGAAAGCUUACAUUUGUUCUAUGUCUAAUAGUUUUGUCAAGAUUUAACUUCCAUACCUAAAAAGCGCACACCUAUGUUAGUUGUACACAGAGCACUAAGUGCAAUACUAUGAGAGACUAAGAGUAGAUGCUGUACAGCCAGCUAUGAGUGGCUGAGAACAUGAGAAUCAAAAGGGGGGUAAAGAUUUUAUUUUUUAAAGUAAAAUGCCUUGUUGGUGCCAUUAAUAACUAAAUAUGCAGUGAAAGCUUUGAUAGUUCAUUUUUUAGCCAAAGUUGUUGUCUGUCAACAAUGCUGUGCUGAUUCGACCUGUGAUGCUGAAAGAGGCCCUGAGGUGUAUGCCCGAUACAAGUGUGUGUGACACGAGCUGCUGUGUCUGUGGAGGCCACAGCCUAAAAAGAACCAGCAAACACUCUUACCAAAACAUCCAUUCAGUAUUUACACAAGAGAAAAAGUGGAAUUGUGGGUAUUAUUAAGAUAAGAAAAGGUGUGGCGCUGCCUCUUGGUCCUGUCUGGUGUUGGAUGUCAGAACACACGAGAUGUAAAGAAAAGUCGUUCUGGUCUUUCUGACCCUUAAAAAAAAUUCUGUCAUGUCAACGUUCUCACGUCACCUCAUUUUGUCGCCUUAUGCCUCAAUGGUAGCAGGCCAGGCCACCCACCCAAUUCUAAGACUUGGCUCUGUUAUUUUUGAACCAAGGCUAAUCCACUGUCAUCAGCUUGAGUAAAGACGUCUGACAAGCUUGGGUUUUUAGCAUAUGGAAUAGUGUACUCGGUUUGACCAUAUAUAACUAUAAAUCAGAUACAUGUGAAACAAGAUUAACUACUACAAGGAAUGCAGUAGUACUGAUAUUUUCUUAAGAGCAACACAAAUAUGGUGGAUGCUGAAGGAAUACCAUUAUUUUUUUUUCUGUCUUUGGUAUCAGAUUUUCCUCAUCUCCUGCUGUAAAUUAAAUACUAUCUCCAGCAUUUUCUUUUUUUAAUGAUCUUUUUUGUGGAUAGUAUUUAUUAUUCAUAGAACAUACGAGUUCAGUUCAGUGAGAAACACCUAUGAUUUUUAAGACUAUGCCAUUUCUUUAUGCUGAAGUCACACUAGGGAAAACAAAAUGAACAAAACUAUUGUGACCGUGUGUUGCAGGUCUGCAACCACUCACAGUCAGUUGUACUCUUCAAAGCAAAUUUACUGAGUCCACACGGUGAUAAAAGAGCACUAAGAGUCAGUAGGACGUGGUUUUACCUGUGCAAAAUGACGCAAGCACUCUGCAACCUUGUUUUUAAUAGAGGAAUAUAAUCAGGAUACAAGCAGCCGGCAACCACUUGAGUCGAGUCCCGUACUGCAAGGAGUUGUCGCAGUCGAGUUGCACUCAUCUGCACAGACCGACUCUUUCUGUGCCUACAAAAUACACAAUGAUUAUUUGAAAACCUUUCCCAGUCUGAGAGCGAUCACAGUGAGUCCCAUUCCCACCAUGAAUAAGUUGCCUCCACUUGGCAAUCUGUGCAGUUGCCUUCCAGUUGAAAGUGGUUGCCCAGAGGUUGAGGGCGUCGCCCACUCAACCUCUGGGUGACCAGCUGGUCGACACAAGUAGUUGCACUUGGUCUUUGACAGCAACAAAAUUCCAUGAAAUCACUGUGCAACCACCAGUUUUUUUUUUAAUCUUAAGGACUGUUUUUACUCUAGUGUGACUGAUCCACGAAAGAUAAAACGACUAUACGUUUCUCCCAGCAUGGUGUAAGCUGCAUUAAGCAAGGUUUUAAUAAGAUCCAGACCAAAGAACUCUACAACACACAACAGCUAGCGAGUCCGUGUCUCAUGAUCAGCGGUUCAGCAGUUAAUUGGGACUCCCUGUUAUGCACAAGGUGUGUUUUUGGUGGCAAGAUUACCUGCUGACAAUUAAUGGUCCCGUUUUAGAGACCCGCAUUAGCAAAUUGGAGAGAGAGAGCACUGAAAGAUAUGAUGCUAAUGUUCUUUUUCAAUCAUGAAAUUAAAAACUCAGCCAAGUAGCAAAUCAUAUUUGUUUUCCACUCUUUCGCUUAGAUUUGCUUAUUAGGGUUAGGUGCUACUUGGUUAACUUUACCUGCAUGUUGAGGAACAAGGAGUUUGAAGUGGCACUUAUUUAAUUAACCGGGUGCCUCAGGUAACAAAUACCAAAAAACACCUUGUGAAUAAAUGAUGCUAGAGUCUUAUUAGACAUAAUAUCACCAAUUGGCACUCCUGGAUCUGAACAGUCUCUAGUUUACCCACCGAUUCUUGAGAAAAGUCCCCUUUGGCUUAAAACAUUCAACUCUUGCUUUCUGUUUUUUUGCUGGGCAACUGAUCCUCAGUCAGAUUAAGAACGCUAGCAUCCUUUGCAGAUUACAAGGAACCAUAAAAUUAUUCAAGUAUUGAAAUCCCCCAAAACACCUAAUGGAUCUUUACAUUGUUUUACUGACACAGUUUUCUGCAUGAGCUCUGCACAACAGUGCUUUUAAGUAGUAUUUGGAUGAAAAAAUAAUUAAAUGCAGUAUGUUUGCAUUUGUAGACUGACACUUAGGUCAUGUGAAUACUUUAAUAGCAGGUCUGUCUUGCUAUGGCUAUAAAGAGGUUUUCAAAAAACUGUAAAGCAUUAUUUUUUUGUCUGAAAUAAAUAUUUAUUAUGUGUUUCAAAUACAAAUGGAAUUGUUCUUAUU
Molecule: messenger RNA, 11024 nt
Organism: Pelmatolapia mariae (spotted tilapia)
Lineage: Eukaryota; Metazoa; Chordata; Actinopteri; Cichliformes; Cichlidae
Gene: slc4a3
Product: solute carrier family 4 member 3
Exons: 23
Coding region: 448-4176 (1242 amino acids)
Biological process (GO): regulation of intracellular pH; bicarbonate transport; monoatomic anion transport
Cellular component (GO): plasma membrane
Molecular function (GO): solute:inorganic anion antiporter activity; monoatomic anion transmembrane transporter activity
Source: RefSeq, a predicted model, not a curated record